GGAACGUUGUUGCCAUCCUAGCCUAGGUACUUGAGUACAGUACAGGUACUGUACAGGGGUGGCGCCGUGCUUGCAAGCUUUGCUAAGCUUUGGCGAAACAAAACCACCCCGUGGACCACGUACUCUUUUCCAGGCUGGCGUCGACAUCUUGUGUUUGAACAUCUAGAACUCAACCAGAUUCCAGAGGGAAUACCGAGACGCAAUAGUUGGCUCUAUCGGAUAUCUCCAUCCAUUCACCGCAGCAGAGUGCUCCUCCAGAACAACGUACUAUUCAUAGCUCGUCGCAGCGCGGCAGACCACAUCCUCACUACAUCGGUCUCUCAGCAGGCAGGCGACACUUCAUGGAUAAAUAGAUUCAGGUCUCCGGCGCGCACUUUUCGACUUCUCUCCUCCAUUACUGGAUCGUCAUCCACGAUGCGAUUCCCAACUCUCCCCCCCGGGCGGCUACGCUCAUCGGGUUCGCAGAUGGCGACUUUGCUAGGACUGCUGUCCUUUUCCCUGAUGCCUUCAAUGGGCCUGGCAGCAGAUCAAACGGCUGCGGAUUAUUUCGUGCACUCGCUACCUGGCGCCCCAGAGGGGCCAUUAUUGAAGAUGCAUGCUGGGUAGGUGGUGGAGCUGGAUACUCCUGUUCGAAACUAUACCAACUAACCAAUCUGUAGACACGUUGAAAUAAAUCCGGAACACAAUGGGAACAUGUUCUUUUGGCAUUUCCAGAAUAGACAUAUCGCGAACAAGCAGAGAACGGUUAUAUGGCUGAACGGUGGUCCUGGGUGUAGUUCAGAAGAUGGUGCUCUGAUGGAAGUUGGCCCAUACCGACUUGGUGACCAGACGCAUGGCCCGAAGCUCACUCUCAACCCUGGAUCGUGGGACGAAUUUGCGAAUCUUAUGUUUGUCGAUAAUCCAGUCGGGACGGGUUUCAGUUAUGUCAAUACCGAUAGUUAUCUUCAAGACCUGCCUGAGAUGGCGCAACAGUUUGUUACAUUCUUAGAGAAGUGGUUUGCUAUGUUCCCCGAGUACGAACACGACGAUGUAAGUAACAGAACAAAACACCUAUAUACUUCGCAUUCUAACCAAGCAUAGAUCUAUAUUGCCGGCGAAUCUUACGCAGGCCAACAUAUCCCAUAUAUCUCACAGGCGAUACUCGCUAGGAAUAAAAAAGGAGCGAAACAUCAAUGGAACCUCAAAGGAAUGUUGAUUGGUAAUGGAUGGAUCUCGCCCGAGGAGCAAUACAAAGCUUACCUUACCUACUCAUACGAGAGGGGACUUAUACAACAUGGCACCGAGAUUGCCAAGCGCCUAGAAUCACAACAAGCAGUUUGCAUGUCGGCAUUGAAUGAGAAUGGAGGGAAAGAUUUGGUGGAUAUACCCACGUGUGAACAAAUACUCCAGUCCAUUCUCAAAGAGACACAAAAGAAAGGACCAAAUAACGAGAUGCAAUGUGUCAACAUGUACGAUAUUAGAUUGACUGACACAUACCCAAGCUGUGGUAUGAACUGGCCUCCGGAUCUUACUCAAGUCACGCCUUAUCUUCGUCGCAAGGAUGUUACAGAGGCGCUUCACAUCAAUGCUGGGAAAACGACUGGCUGGACUGAAUGCAAUGGUGCAGUCGGUAGUGCUUUCCGAGCAAGGCACUCAAAACCAUCCAUCCAAAUCCUGCCCGAGCUCCUAAAGGAGGUCCCUAUCGUUCUAUUUUCCGGAGCCGAAGAUCUUAUUUGCAACCAUAUUGGAACAGAAGACCUCAUCAGCAACUUGGAAUGGAAUGGUGGAAAAGGGUUUGAAUUGUCUCCAGGCACAUGGGCACCUCGUCGUAACUGGGAAUUUGAGGGGCAGGCGGCAGGCUUCUAUCAAGAAGCCCGAAACUUGACAUACAUCUUAUUCUACAACUCCUCACACAUGGUUCCAUUCGAUUUUGGUCGGAGAACUAGGGACAUGCUCGACCGGUUUAUGAAGGUCGACAUUGGCAGUAUCGGUGGAGUCCCAACUGACAGUCGCAUUGAUGGCGAGAAGGGUUUGGAAACCUCGGUUGGUGGACACCCUAAUAGCACCGCCGCUCAGGAAGCCGAGACAGCGAAAUUGGAAGCUGCGAAAUGGCAAGCAUACUACAAAUCUGGAGAAAUCGUCCUUGUCAUUGUCGUCAUCGCAGCCGCAGCAUGGGGUUAUUACGUUUGGAAGGAAAGACGUCAACGUCCCGGCUACAAGAGUCUUUUUGGGGGCGAAACCCCCAUGUCACUUGGUGGUGCGCGUGAACGCAGUGGCAUGGGACUUGAGAGCUUCAGACAUAAACGCGGAAGUAGGGGGGAUGUGGAGGCAGCAGAUUUUGAUGAGAGUGAGCUUGAUGAGUUGCAUGUGAGAACGCCGACGGAUGAUAUUGAUAGGGAGAGAUAUAGUAUUGGGAGCGAUGAGGAAGAGGAGAUUGAGGAGAAGCGGGGAAACUCUUCCAGGAGUCGGGGGAAGCAGAGUUGAUUCGAUCAAAUCAGAGUUAAUUGGGGUUAUGGUAGAGUGGUUGGGGUAGAUAGAUAGUGAUGAGGAUUGAUGCAAUUGUAUUUUUGAUAUGCUGCGGUACUUGGUCUCCUUUUUUCGAUCUUGGCUGGGUGUUAGGCGCCUUUCUUUCUACAACCGUUCAAAAAGCAGAUUUAUUU
Molecule: messenger RNA, 2639 nt
Organism: Hymenoscyphus albidus
Lineage: Eukaryota; Fungi; Ascomycota; Leotiomycetes; Helotiales; Helotiaceae
Source: the annotation of a GenBank genome assembly